UUCGCCGGGGGUGCUGUGUGACGCUGUCCAGAAGGCAUACGGGCACAUAAGCAGACGAUAAAAAGGAAGAUGGCGCCGUCCUCUUGUUGCGCCGACGUCUGUUACCGCUGCUGCUGCUUCCUUGCACUUUUUCUGGCGACUUUUCUACUUCGCGUAGUAGACGCGGACCGACCAACAAAGUCAAAAGUCUACUACAUGGAUGACCUAUGCGGGUCGUCGCACACGGCUUCCAUCACGGUGGGAGUGGCGGGCCUCGAGUCGGCGGUGGUGCUGCGUGCCACCAAGCACCACAUCGACCACGAUUUCAACUGCACGGUGAACGUGACCACGAGGGUGGACCGGAGCCUGCUGUACAGCAUCUCGUUCCUGGAUCUGCCUAUGACCUGUCUUUCCUACCUGGAGUUGUGGGCGGACCGGCGGGACGCGCAGCGCUUCUGCCGAAACGUGGACGACCCACGCGGCAAGGAGGCCCACUGGGUGACGGCGCCGCAGCUGCUGGUCCAGCUGGUCACCUCGCGCCACGACUGGAACUACGAACGCAAGGCCUUCGAGAUCGUGCUCACCUCGUACCGGCAGAGCCUGCACUUCGACGGUUGCUACAAGGGCGAAUACCAGUGUGGCAACAAGUUCUGCAUCUGGCGCGAACUGACGUGCAACAACGAGAACAACUGCGGUGACCUGAGUGACGAGAAUUGCAUGUCAAAGACCCUGGCAGUGGCCGUGACCGUCGCCGCUGGAAUCACGGUGGUUGUACUCAUCUUCGCCUUAGUGGCCUACAUCAGAAAGCGUGCUCAAGUGGGACCACAUGACUUGUCUCGCACCACGAGCUCCCAGUCGGUUCACAGCGCGGGAUCGGGAAUUUCCGGUGCCUACGACACCACCUAUCGGCCACUGGUGGGAAAGCACCUGCUCAUGGAACCACUCUUGGAGGUGCCCAGCGUGCAGGUCUCUGGCCUUCCCAGCCGGACGUCUUCCGAGGACAACGUGCCGAACGAGGCCCAGGGUAGCGAGAAGCGACUGAGGCCCUGCAUUCGCUACGACCGGUCCGUGUCGGACCCGAUGUGAAAGACAGAAACGUGCUGCCUCGUCAACGAGAGUGGCUAAAUGGGAUGUUUGGAGGCAGAAGGACACGGAUGUGGACGGUACGGUACGGUCCUCUGUUAAAGGAAACACCUAGCUUGUAGAUAGGACAGCAGUCUGGGAAAGUUGGCUUUUUGUUUUCAGGACGAAUGUACAAACAGCGAAAAAAUGAUCAGAGCAAGAUCUAAACGACAAAGCCAGUGCUCUCUCAAAAUUGAAAGGUUCUUUCCAAAAAUCAUGCCACAUAUACGUAUGUCGAAGACACCACGCCGGCAGGUAUCUAAACAGCAUCACCCUUAAUGCAACGCGUGGAACAAGAAAAUGUAAGCUUAACAUGAGGAAACUAUCAUUGCAGUGUUGAGGUAAUCAGUACGAUGUCAUGAGCAAUUUUGAUGAUAUAGUAGAAGCAGCAGAUGAUAUCUAUUCUGAAGUCUACAUUACCUUACCGCCAUCCCUGAAAAGAAAAAUGUGCAAACAUUUUAUUUUACCGGUACUUACAUAUUG
Dermacentor silvarum is the source of this 1584-nucleotide messenger RNA. RefSeq lists its product as uncharacterized. The transcript is spliced from 6 exons. The coding region runs from base 70 to 1065 and encodes 331 amino acids. Lineage: Eukaryota; Metazoa; Arthropoda; Arachnida; Ixodida; Ixodidae. The record is from RefSeq and is a predicted model, not a curated record. Gene Ontology annotation, molecular function: protein binding.